This is a messenger RNA of Dichomitus squalens LYAD-421 SS1, 2451 nucleotides long. RefSeq lists its product as uncharacterized. The transcript has 4 exons. NCBI's taxonomy places the organism in Eukaryota, Fungi, Basidiomycota, Agaricomycetes, Polyporales, Polyporaceae. The record is from RefSeq and is a predicted model, not a curated record. The coding region runs from base 1 to 2451 and encodes 816 amino acids.
AUGGCGACCUCAGCUGUUCAUCUAACCACCGAGGAAUUCUGCCAAGAGUUUCUCUCGCACCCGGGCGAUUUUCCUGGUCUCCCUGCAGGAUCUAACCCAUUCUUCGCAUUACACACCGCAAAUGAGAUGGAAGGGAGCGAUAUUUCAGAACUGAUCGUCGCUGCAGUAAACGACUACGGCCUCGUGCCUGGCUCGAAGAUUUUGGCUCACGACCCAUAUCACAGCUCUAUCUCAGACAAGGUUGUGCGGGAACCUUUCGCAGCAUUCUUCCCAACUCGUUCUGUAUCCGCAGGAGGACAUCCUCUCUGGGUCGACCAAACCGUUCCCAUCCACGUUCAGCCUUACCGCCGAGGCGUCGAUCCUUUCGACGACGCUGAAUAUAUAGACGAAUACGGCACGCUAAUCAGAUCCCGCAAGCAGGCCUUUGACCGUAUCUCCGCCGUUGCAGAGAUCCUCUUCGCCGCACAACAACGCGUCUUCCUCUUCAUGCUCUUCAUCAUCGGCCGAAGGUUCCGGGUGCUGCGCUGGGAUCGUGCUGGCGUGAUCACGACACCCAAUACCGACUACUACGAGCAUCCGCAUCUUCUCUGCGACAUGCUCUGGCGCAUUGGCCAACUGGAUGUCGACGCGCUCGGCUUCGAUCCUAGUGCCACUCGCAUCCGUUCUGGCGACAUCGACUUCGCGCGAAUGGACUUCGCCGGCCUCAAGGCCGAAACUGACCUGGACUAUGCGGAACGUCGGCUUAGAGAGAGCGAGCUUGACGUACUACCCCCAGUGUUCGCGUAUGUCCGCACCUUGUUCAGGACGUCGCUCGCUGCAGACUGGCCACGCUUCAGGCUGCAGGUCAGCGAUGGAGAUAGGACGCGCAGCUACCUCGUAGGAAAGCCCACGUUCCUCGCUGCCGAUGUCACGGGCCGUGGUACGCGUGGUUACGUCGCCUACGACUGCGAGACAGGUCGCUUCGUUUGGCUCAAGGACGUGUGGCGCGCGUCGUGCAAGAUCGCCGAGACCGAAGGCCAGAUCCUUAGAAAGCUCAACGCUGCCGGCGUGCAGCGUGUGCCUACUCUCAUUUGCGAGGGCGACGUCCGUGACCAAAUUACCAUUACGGCCGACUGGUGGCAACGCAUACAUGCUCACUCCUCAGCAUCACCUGCGUCCGGUCCUCCCUCGCCCCCUUCGUCCUCUCCCGCUGCACUGGCCGGCGCCGCGUCACCUUGCGGUGGAAAGCGAAAGACGAUGGCGGACCCUCCAGAUGCCAACACCACAUCCCGGCACCGCAAGCGACGUCGCCGCGAGCCUAUUGCUUCCGAUUGUCCCCUUGGGCAACAUAAGCAUUAUCGAAUCGUCGUUCAGGAAGUGUGCAUGCCACUGAAGCACUUCCAAUAUGGCAGACAGCUACUCGCGGUCGUCUCCGACUGCGUAGUAGCGCAUCAUCAGGCGGCGACAAACCCUGAGACACGUAUUCUUCACUGCGACAUUAGUGGCGGGAACAUUCUCAUCUACCCCAAGAUCAAGCGAGAUCAGGAGGGAAAUAAACCUCUGCUCAUUUGGACAGGUAUCUUGACCGAUUGGGAGCUGGCGAAACCGGUGGACAGUCAAGGAACGGCUUCUCAAGUGAUCCAAGGCGAUCGCAUGGGGACGUAUCCGUUCAUGUCGGUCAACUUAAUCACCCAUAUGACCAAGCCCGUAACGGUCGCGGACGAGCUCGAGUCAUUCUUCCACGUCCUCGUCUAUUACGCUGUCCGCAAUCUCCGCUCAAACUGUACGAACAUCACCUCCUGGAUCGACAACUUCUUCCACAGCUAUGAAGGUCCCAAGCGCAUGUUCACAUGUGGCGAGAAGUCGGUGACCAUGGAAUGCACCGGCCGACUCGAGAAUUGCUCGUGGGAAGGGCCCCUGCUCUUCUCCAGUCCCAUGGACAGCGUCUUUGAUUUUUUCCUCAAGAGCUUGAGAGCGCAUUACAAAGUCAUGGCGUACGAAGUCGCAAAGGCUGCGCAUCGACCAAAGACUCCUCCGCCAUCGCCACCUCUGUGGCUCUUCCCAGACAUCGACAUCGACAUCGACGACGACGACGACGAGUAUGACCCCGAGCAGCUCGCAGGUUGGAAAGCUUCUUUAACAGCCGAACCUGUCGACGAGUUUGCCCCCACGCCUGAGGAUCGGGAUCUGGCGGAGACGGUUGUGGAUCACAAGUAUAUACUCGGUCGCCUUGCCAGCGCACUCAACCAUUCGUAUUGGAAAGGCAACGACCGCAUACCCACGACCAAGGACUCUGAACCUUCGUCGGCCAGUGUCAGCGAGCCGCCCUCCGAAGACGUAUCGCCAAGAGGUGCUAAGCGGCAGCGAAUGUCAGAACCCGAGCGCAAUGUGUCAUUGCCCGCUCGUCUGCAUCAGUCUACUCGACGUACGCGGAUCCGCACCCGCACCCACCCUCUUCGUGCUCGAAGGUAG